AUGGGCGAAGCUCUGUUCGAGCUGGAGCAACAUUUCAGGUCCAAAAAGGUCAAUUUGACGCCUGAAGAAAGAACGCUUCUUUUAACUUGCAAGUCCAAGGCUGUCAGGGAGUUUACAUUCGGAGGUCUUGCUGCUGCUACUGUUGCCUGGACAGCAUCUUCAAAGCUGAAUAAGCUUAUUCGAAUCAACCUUUCAGGAGGAGCUGCUGCUUUAUUUGGACUGUGGAGAUUCUCUAGAUCCUUAGAUUCAUGUGUUAACCAUAUUCUUUCUCAGGAUGGAAGUAGGAUGCAGGCGGAGUUAGCAACUAUAAUGGUGAGGAAGUACCAGAAUGAUCCUUCUAGGAUGCGGCUUAUCUCUAAACAGUUCUACUCUGAGAAAGUUUUUGAUGAUGCUACCUCAGAUCAACCAACAAUAAGGUGGCGUUAUCGGAAUUAUUUUAGUGAUAACAUUACCCAUGGUCGAGAAACAAAUGACAGCGACUCUUACAGCAACUCUCAAGGUGAUUCGGACAAGGGUUCCCAUGGUAACCAAAACACUACCUCUGGCAGUGAUUCCCAACACACCCAAAAUGUCUCUGACAAAAAAUGGGUCAAAUUUGAUCCCAAACAAGUUCCUACGAACUCGGGUGUUGAUUCAAUGGUAGACCCGCUUGAUUGUGUUUUUGGUAGUACAACAAGUGAGGAGAUUCUUCUUCCGAGUACCUCCAGCAGUUCCCCGAAAGCACACACUCGUAACCGGAAAAGAUCUCACCGUAGGCGUCGGAUGCACCAUCAAGAAGACUUACCACACUACCAACAAACGUAA
Prunus armeniaca (apricot) is the source of this 804-nucleotide messenger RNA. Lineage: Eukaryota; Viridiplantae; Streptophyta; Magnoliopsida; Rosales; Rosaceae. The record is from the annotation of a GenBank genome assembly.